GCAGACUGGUGGGAAUGGCUUAUUUCAAUGCUGUCUGUGGGACAUUGAAUGACUUUUAACAGAGCUGGUGGAUAGCUGCUCCAUUAUUUUAUCUCUCUAGAAAGGUGUCAAUUUAGCUUGAACAUGGAGGCUCUAAUCCCCGUUAUAAACAAGCUUCAAGAUGUCUUCAAUACGGUGGGAGCAGACAUAAUACAGCUGCCGCAGAUAGCAGUCGUUGGAACCCAGAGCAGUGGGAAGAGCUCUGUGUUGGAGAGCCUGGUUGGCAAGGACAUGCUGCCCCGUGGGACAGGUGUAGUGACCCGCCGGCCACUCAUCCUACAGCUAGUCCAUGUGGAUCCUGGAGAUGGCAGGAAAAUGAAAGAUGAGAAUGGCGUGGAAGGAGAUGAAUGGGGCAAGUUCUUACACACCAAAAACAAGAUCUACCCAGACUUCAGUGAAAUCAGGCAGGAAAUCGAAAAUGAAACGGAAAGAAUUUCCGGUAUUAACAAGGGGAUCAGCGAUGAGCCUAUUCACUUGAAGAUUUUCUCUCCUAAUGUGGUGAACCUCACUCUGGUGGAUCUACCCGGCAUCACCAAGGUCCCAGUGGGCGACCAGCCCCAAGACAUAGAGGUGCAGAUCAGAGAGCUGAUCCUGAAGCACAUCUCCAACCCCAACUCCAUCAUCCUGGCUGUGACCGCUGCCAACACAGACAUGGCCACCUCAGAGGCCCUCAAAGUGGCCCGUGAGGUCGAUCCCGACGGCAGGAGGACACUGGCGGUGGUGACCAAGCUGGACUUGAUGGACGCUGGUACUGAUGCUAUGGACGCCCUGCUGGGCCGGGUCAUCCCUGUCAAACUGGGCCUCAUCGGAGUGGUCAACAGGAGUCAGUUGGACAUCAACAAUAAGAAGUCGGUGAGCGAUGCCAUCCGAGAUGAACAUGCAUUCCUGCAGAAGAAGUAUCCCUCUCUCGCUAAUCGAAAUGGAACCAAGUAUCUGUCCAGGACUCUGAACAGGUUACUGAUGCACCACAUCAGAGACUGUCUACCGGAGCUGAAAACGCGUAUCAACGUGCUGGCGGCCCAGUACCAGUCUCUGUUGAGCAGCUACGGCCAGCCCGUUGAGGACCAGAAUGCCACCCUUCUGCAGCUCAUAACCAAAUUCGCUGCAGAGUACUGCCACACUAUCGAGGGCACUGCCAAGUACAUUGAGACGGCCGAGCUAUGCGGUGGUGCCAGAAUCUGUUACAUAUUUCACGAGACUUUUGGGCGAACAUUAGAGUCAGUGGAUCCCCUAGGAGGACUCAACACCAUAGACAUCCUGACCGCCAUCAGGAACGCCACUGGCCCUCGCCCGUCUCUGUUUGUGCCCGAGGUGUCGUUUGAGCUGCUGGUGAAGAAGCAGGUGAAGAGACUGGAGGAGCCCAGCCUGCGCUGUGUAGAGCUGGUCCAUGAGGAGAUGCAGAGGAUCAUCCAGCACUGCAGCAACUACAGCACACAGGAGUUGUUGAGAUUUCCAAAGCUCCAUGAUGCCAUAGUAGAAGUGGUCACCUCUCUGCUCAGGAAAAGGCUGCCUAUCACCAAUGAGAUGGUGCAUAAUCUGGUGGCCAUAGAGCUGGCCUACAUCAACACCAAACACCCUGACUUUGCUGAUGCCUGUGGGGUCAUGAACAACAACAUAGAGGAGUCGAGGAGAAACAGAAUGAGAGAGCUGCCUGCUGCCGUCCCCAGGGAUAAGUCAGUAGUUAAUGGUCCAGUCGGCCAGCCUCCCAUUCCUACCGAGCCCCCUGCCUCUGUGGACGCGGAGGGUGCCAAGCCUCCCGGAGCAGGGCCCCAGGGGGACCAGGAGGGGACAGGGAACUGGAGAGGCAUGCUGAAGAAAGGGGAUGAGGGGGCCCCCGGCUCUGGCCCCGCCAGCCCCCAUAAGGGCCUUGCCGUCAACCUGCUGGACGUGCCCGUUCCUGUUGCCAGGAAGUUGUCUUCUCGGGAGCAGCGUGACUGUGAGGUCAUCGAGAGACUCAUCAAGUCCUACUUUCUCAUCGUCCGGAAAAACAUCCAAGACAGCGUGCCUAAGGCAGUGAUGCACUUCCUGGUGAACCAUGUGAAGGACAGUCUGCAGAGUGAGCUGGUGGGUCAGCUCUAUAAGUCUGGUCUUCUCAACGACCUGCUCACUGAGUCUGAGGACAUGGCCCAGAGACGCAAGGAGGCUGCAGACAUGCUAGAGGCUCUGCAGAAGGCCAGUCAGGUCAUUGCUGAGAUCAGAGAGACUCAUCUGUGGUAAGGAGGAGAAUUCCACUGAAGUCAAUCUGUAAUCUACUAAUCAUGUCUGGAAGACAGAAGGUGUGUGUCUACUUAUCAUGUCCGGAAGACUUGUGAUUUGCCAAUGUGAAAAUGCACUGUUGUGGUUCACGUAAGUGUGUUGAUUGAAACAUGGUACUGGCUCACAGCUGUGUAAAGGCUAAAUACAUAUCAUUGCUGAGCUGUAUAAGAAACUGAUACCUCAUUAAGGCACAUCUGUACUGUAUAGUUAUAACCAAGAAUGUUUAUUAUUUAGUUAUUUUUAAAAUGUAACCUUGAUUUAACUAGGCAAGUCCGUUAAGAACAAGUUCUUAUUUACAAUGGAGGCCUAUCCCGGCCAAACCCGGACGACGCUGGGCCAAUUGUGCCGCCCUGUGGGACUCCCAAUCACGGCCGGAUGUGAUGCAUCCUGGAUUCGAACCAGGUACUGCAGUGACGCCUCUUUCACUGUUUGAAGGCCAAACCUGUCCUAUCUUCAGCUGUCUGAGUGUAACACAACAGGGAGAGAUUGAUGAAUUGUUCUUUCUGUAGCCUAAAUCAAAGCUGAAACUCUAACCUCAGUUUCACACCCUAGCCUUCAACUGGACAAUAUAUCAUUUGUGUAAAUAUUCUCCAGUUCACGUACAUUUAAUACUGCCGUCCCACAUUGUUUAUGAAAAUGUAUAACCAAAAUAUACCGUAACUCUAAAUAUCUUUAUUUAUGAAAUGUAUUUAAGUUAUAAUGUCAAAAGCACUGGUACCGCUUUCUAUGUCAUUUUAUGUUUACAAUGUGCAGGCAAUAUGUGGUGCAUCCCUUACGGGGAGAAAUGCACAUGAAUUUCACGUGAUCUCGUGUGAUUUUUAUGUGAAGUUUAAUGUGAUAACGUGACAACAUAUGAAGCAACGUGAUAACAUGAAGCUACGUGUGACAACAGUUUGAACACAUGUGAAAACAUGUUAAAUAAAUGUGACAUGAGGAUGCAACAUGUUUGCGUGUGAAAGUGUCAUUGAGAAUAUUUUUAAAAAGGCAUAAUUGACAUUCAAAUUAAACAGUUUCGGUUUGUUCUGGAGACGUCCCCGAGAACGCUAUUGUGUUUUUUGUUGUUGUUGACGUUACUGUAUUUUUACAGCUAAGUGAAGGCGCUAACAUUAAAGGACAUUAUGCUGAUUA
Oncorhynchus tshawytscha (Chinook salmon) is the source of this 3423-nucleotide messenger RNA. RefSeq names its product dynamin-1-like protein. Gene Ontology annotation, biological process: mitochondrial fission; mitochondrial fragmentation involved in apoptotic process. Gene Ontology annotation, cellular component: cytoplasm; microtubule; membrane. The record is from RefSeq and is a predicted model, not a curated record. The coding region runs from base 124 to 2256 and encodes 710 amino acids. The transcript is spliced from 19 exons. NCBI's taxonomy places the organism in Eukaryota, Metazoa, Chordata, Actinopteri, Salmoniformes, Salmonidae. Gene Ontology annotation, molecular function: GTP binding; GTPase activity; microtubule binding.